GGUAUUGUUAAGACUUGUAUCAAGUUACUUUGGCUUCAGAUGCUGUAUUAUUUGUUUUUUUCCAAAUUGAUCCUUGCCUUGUAUGGCUUGUAUGAAACCCCUACUUCCCCACCAUUUUUGUUCUCUGCCAGUUAAAAUUCACUGUAGUUUUGUGGUAGGGAAUCUGGUCUUAUGGAACCGGCCUAAAAGUGCGAACAAUUGCUGAAGCCUUCUAAAUUCUCUUCAGAUUACUGGAAAUGAAGUCCUAUGGCAGCGUGUACAAGGCUAUUCACAAAGAGACUGGUCAGAUUGUUGCGAUUAAGCAAGUUCCUGUGGAAUCAGACCUGCAGGAGAUAAUCAAAGAAAUCUCUAUAAUGCAACAAUGCGACAGCCCUCAUGUAGUCAAAUAUUAUGGCAGUUAUUUUAAGAACACAGACUUGUGGAUCGUUAUGGAGUACUGUGGGGCUGGUUCUGUGUCUGAUAUCAUUCGAUUACGAAAUAAAACGUUAACAGAAGAUGAAAUAGCUACAAUAUUACAGUCAACACUAAAGGGACUGGAAUACCUUCAUUUUAUGAGAAAAAUACACCGAGAUAUCAAGGCAGGAAAUAUUUUGCUGAAUACAGAAGGACAUGCAAAACUUGCAGAUUUUGGGGUAGCGGGUCAACUUACAGAUACGAUGGCCAAACGAAAUACAGUGAUAGGAACACCAUUUUGGAUGGCUCCAGAAGUGAUUCAAGAAAUUGGAUACAACUGUGUGGCAGACAUCUGGUCAUUGGGAAUAACGGCUAUAGAAAUGGCUGAGGGAAAGCCCCCAUAUGCUGACAUCCAUCCAAUGAGGGCAAUCUUCAUGAUUCCCACCAACCCCCCUCCUACAUUUCGAAAGCCAGAACUGUGGUCCGAUAACUUCAUGGAUUUCGUGAAGCAGUGUCUUGUAAAGAGCCCUGAGCAGAGAGCCACAGCCACUCAACUCCUACAGCACCCGUUUGUCAAGAGUGCCAAAGGAGUGUCGAUACUGCGGGACUUAAUUAACGAGGCCAUGGAUGUGAAGCUGAAACGCCAGGAAGCCCAGCAGCGGGAGGUGGACCAGGACGAUGAGGACAAUUCAGAAGAGGAUGAGAUGGACUCUGGCACGAUGGUUCGAGCAGCAGGUGAUGAGAUGGGCACCGUCCGGGUGGCCAGCACAGUGACCGAUGGAGCCAGCACUAUGAUCGAGCAUGGGGACACGUUGCCGUCACAGCUGGGCACCAUGGUGAUCAACACAGAGGAUGAGGAAGAGGAAGGGACUAUGAAAAGAAGGGAUGAGACCAUGCAGCCUGCAAAACCAUCGUUCCUUGAAUACUUUGAACAAAAAGAAAAGGAAAAUCAGAUCAAUAGCUUCGGCAAAAGUGUACCUGGCCCCCUGAGGAACUCCUCAGAUUGGAAAGUGCCGCAGGAUGGAGACUAUGAGUUUCUUAAGAGUUGGACAGUAGAGGACCUUCAGAAGAGGCUCCUGGCCCUCGACCCCAUGAUGGAGCAAGAGAUCGAAGAGAUCCGGCAGAAGUACCAGUCUAAGAGGCAGCCAAUCCUGGAUGCCAUCGAGGCUAAGAAGCGGCGGCAGCAGAACUUCUGAGAAGGCCCGGCCAGGAGGGCCCCAGCCUGCGCACCAGGCCUUCGCUGAACCCUGGCUGCUCGCCACUCAGGCUUGUCAGCCAACACUUCCGCCCUGUCAUUUUUCCACAGCACCUUCGCCUCCGUGAACUCAGGAAGUGCACCAGUGGGAAGGGCUGCCUGCCGUCAGCGCGCCAUCUUGUGUAUGUAUUUAAAUCGAUCAGUUAUAUUAUUUCAAAGGAUUCAUAUCAGCGCUUUUAAACUCAGAGUUUUUAACCCCAGGAACAGAGACUCCUAGAUGAGUGAUAGCUGGGAAAGUGUUACAUGUUGUCUUGUCUUUCUUCUUCCAAUAGCUUUCGAUUGUUCUUUCUGGAAAACUUUUUAAAAAUAUAUAAAUAUGCACAUAUAUAUAAAUUAUAACUGGAUUCCCCACUGAGUGUGGUGGUGGCAUCUCUGUACAGGUACAGUUUUAAACAGUUGGCCUCUUUUCUGUAAGAUUAUGGUACUGUGGGACACGAGGGCAGGGGACAGCGGGAGGCUGUUGGGGUCACUCAGCUCCCAGGGGCCAACCUCACCCUCUUGCAGGGCUGCAAUUAAAAAUUAGGUUUGGGCCAGUUCUCUCCCCAUGGUUUGAGCCUUGGGUGGGUCAUCUCUGGCUUCUGGAGCCACUGACCAUGUCCACGGGAAAGCCUUGAGAGUUUGUGUUUACUUUUUGAGUCCCAGGAGAAGCCUGGCACCCUCUUUGUAAACUGCCCCUUGUGGCUUCAAUGCCUUUCAUCCAUUUCCACUCUCCCGACCGCCUAAAGUCACAGCACAGAUACUGCCCAGUGCCUUAAGAGGAGACGUGACCCCAUGCAGGAACGGGCCUGCCAGGUCCUCUCAGCAAACACGGGGCUGUGUGCAGGCCACAGAAGAGAAGGUGUCUUCGGACUUCUCAUUGAUCAUGUGAAGAUCGCACAGGGGCAUGCAUUUUGCUCCGCAUUCCUUACAGACAUGGGUAGAUGGCAUUGCUUUUGGUGAUCAUAUUCCAAUAUGUGACUGUUUUCUUUUUUUACUUUACUGCUGAGGGGUCUGGAAAGGAUACCUGAAUAUCAGACUAAGAUCUGUUCUCCAGGAGGCUCCAUCUGGGCCCACAGAAUGCCACAACUGGAAGGGACCGUAGGCAUCUUCUGGCCCGAAUGAGGCUUGGAGAGGGGAAGUGACAUGGUGACAAGAUCACAAAGCAAGCUGAAGAGCUGAGACUAGACCAGAGCUCCUCACCCCUGGGCCCUGAUCCAAGCAGCCCCGUCCAAGGGGAGAAACCUGUGUCAGUUUUGGUAAAGUUUCCCCAAGAGGCCUACAAGGCAGACUUGGUCUUGCUUGGUCCCUUCAGAGGGCGACUGGCUCUGAGACCCCCAGGGGGAGCCUGAUGGUUGAGUCUCGGCCCUUCCGGAGCCCUG
Messenger RNA from Lynx canadensis (Canada lynx), 3006 nucleotides. It is a transcript of the gene STK4, whose product is annotated as serine/threonine kinase 4. Gene Ontology annotation, molecular function: ATP binding; protein serine/threonine kinase activity. The transcript has 10 exons. Gene Ontology annotation, cellular component: cytoplasm. The record is from RefSeq and is a predicted model, not a curated record. The coding region runs from base 237 to 1589 and encodes 450 amino acids. Gene Ontology annotation, biological process: regulation of MAPK cascade; protein phosphorylation; intracellular signal transduction. NCBI's taxonomy places the organism in Eukaryota, Metazoa, Chordata, Mammalia, Carnivora, Felidae.